CUUUUCCACGGGCACACAGUGGAAUCCCCUGAUGGUUCACUUUUAUAAAUGAAAGCAGUCGUAUGUGAUUUAAACUUAAGUCUACCCAAACAAAGUCUACAAAAGGUGUCAACAUGGGUAUUAGAUCUAUUUGGUUUCUCGACGCACCGGAAGUGUGUAUUUGCUUGUACGACCGCUUGUCAAAGAGUGCUUUUGGUUGAGAAUUUUUUUCAUUAUCAAACAACAAUUAUUUCAGUAUCUUGACAUGUAUAUACAAACAUCAUAUACCAAUAUUUAUAGCUGUUACAGGUAUAUCGCUUUCAUAAACUGGUCUGAAAAGUAAAUGGUCGUGUUUUGAAUUAACUUUAAGCCUCUGUCGGUCUCGAAACAUCCAGUAAUUUUUCAUCAUCAUCGGGGGAUUCCGCGCGAGCUGGCAGCCUCUGGGUCCAGAGUGUGAAACCAUGUCUCUGGAAAACCGUAUCAUUCACGCUGUUCUGGACAAACACGAGGGAUUUCUCCGGCGCCAUCUUGUUCUCUCGCCGGACGUCGUCGACAAGCUCCGACAAAGGUUCGUCAUUACGAACAGCACCACAGAGAGGCUAAACAAGGUUUCCUCAGAUGUCCAAGUCACUCUUGUAAUUGACAUUCUUCGUCGCCGUGGAAUUCGAACUUUGGCCAAGUUUCUGCACAUUCUCAAAGAUUCAUUAGAUGGUUGGAUUGCAGACAAGAUAUUGUGUACCGACCUUCGGAUACUCAGUAAAUACAUUCUCACAGACGAGAGGACACUUAGUGAUUACAUCAUCAGAGUAUGCGGCCCCCCUACUCCCGAACCAAUCUUACAACCAGUUAAGAAACCGGUCAUAAAAGAAGAAACCAAACCAAAACGACCAAAAACACCCCCUGAACCACAAAGAAACAAAAAAGAGAACGACCUGUUUCAUACACUCCCUCAACCUACGAAAAUAGCGGAGGUUCCGGGACAGGUUCAGAAUCUUCACCGCGUGUUUGAGGAGAGGCGGCUACAGAUUGGGAGUACACUGUCCAUCCUCAAACAGGAAGAGCAGGCGAUCAAGGACAUCCUGGAGAAGAACGUCAACGAACAGCGCCAUCUGAACAAAAACCAACAGGCCAUCUACGACAUCAGCAGACGACUCCAGUCCAUCCACCACGAGGCGGGACAGCUUCUGAAAUCGGCGCCCUCUGGCGUCAUUGUGCGCAAUAGGCUGGACUAUUUGCACGGAGUUCCGUGGAAUUCUGUCAAAGUCAAUGAACACGACAUUGAAUGGCGAACGAACGAAAGAGAUUGAUGAUUAAGAAAGCCUUGAAUAUACAUAUAAUUAUGAUGUAGUCGUGUACAGCAGUUGUUCCUCCGAUCAACACAUAUGCAUUGUAUCCAAUUUAUAAAUAUAUUUUCAUUGCAUGUCCAUGCAUCACAUUUUAAACAUCAUAUAUAAAGUUUUUAAAAAAUUCAUCGCAAAUACUUAUGUAAGAUUUUAUGUUCAUCGUGUUAAUUAUACAAUUUAUCAAGGUACAUUUAAAAGAAGAAAGAUUAAUUUUUUAAAGGGUUGUGCUAAAUAUAACUUAGUACUUAGUGUCACAUUCUACAAAAUGUUUUCAAUCAUGCAUUUCUUUUCAAAAAUAUUAUAACAAAUAAAUUGUAAUAGAAAAAAGUUGUUCAACAUAUUCCUGAUGCUGAAAUCAUUAAAACAGUUUUAAUUUCAGAUGUACAUGUAGACGCUGCAUGCGUGCCGAUCGUGGAUCUGCUUUUAAAAGCCUACAAAAAAUGAACCCUAACCAACAGGGCUAUACAUGGAAUAAAUAAUGGAGUAAACUCCAU
Magallana angulata is the source of this 1816-nucleotide messenger RNA. RefSeq lists its product as uncharacterized. The transcript is spliced from 2 exons. Lineage: Eukaryota; Metazoa; Mollusca; Bivalvia; Ostreida; Ostreidae. The record is from RefSeq and is a predicted model, not a curated record. Bases 441 to 1286 code for a protein of 281 amino acids.